Molecule: messenger RNA, 2060 nt
Organism: Sinocyclocheilus rhinocerous
Lineage: Eukaryota; Metazoa; Chordata; Actinopteri; Cypriniformes; Cyprinidae
Product: CAX-interacting protein 4-like
Exons: 2
Coding region: 1-375 (124 amino acids)
Source: RefSeq, a predicted model, not a curated record
AUGUCUCAUUUUGAUGAUUUGAGAGGUUCCACUAUAAAAGAUGACGACGAGGAGGCGGAGGAGGAGGAGGAGGAGGGCAGGAGGAAGAUACAAAAUGGGAAGCAAGGGAGAGCCAGACAGACCAGACCGCGCGGUGGACAACGGAACCAAGCUGACAGUGAAAGUGAAGAAGAUGUGGAGGAGGACGAGUCUGUGAGAAGGAAGAGCAAGCGGACAAAUCGCAAAGAUUAUCGGGAGCAGGACAGCGACAAUGAGAGGGACAGCAGGAGAACUGGAUUGAGGCGGACUGUACGAGGUGUGACUGGUGACAAGGAGGCCAGCAGUGACGAGGACUCGGGCGUCCAGCGACAUUCCAAGAGGCUCAAACGCUCAUGAAGACCAGGGUGCUUUUUUGUGUUCUUUGUAUUCAUUUUCGUACCCCCUCCUUAUUAAUUGGAAGGCGAAACGGGCAGCCCCGUACCCACUGCAUAUCGGACAGAACCUUUGCUCACCCCGAUGUAGAUGUUUGUUUAUUUUACUUUUUGGAAGUUUUUAUGUUAAUAUCGGAGAAAACUGAUUUAUAUUUGUAAGUUGAUUAAUAAUGGUGACACUUGGUUUUUCAACCUGAAGAUUUGCAUUGAAAAAGAGAUGUCAUCUCCUUGAGCUCUUAAGACUUUUUUCAUUUGAUAUGGCCUAAAAAACACACAAAAAAAAACAAAAACACUUUUUUGGUAAUUGGGUUGCAGACACCCCCAAGCCAUGUCUCAUUUUGAUGAUUUGAGAGGUUCCACUAUAAAAGUUGACCUGUAAAUGUUAUAAAGUGAUUCAGAAUGAAACCGAUCCUUUUGCGUAGACCUUCAUGCAGCCUUAACCAGUGACCAUCCAGAACUAGGCUCUUUCAGUGAAACUGACCUUAUGUGUUUUCUGUGAGCGGUUUAAUUGGCACUAAACCCCCAUGGUGGUAUGGCAUUGAACUAAAAGUCUUUAUUUUUGAAUGUGCCACCAGAUUUUUCUUUUCUUUAGUCGUUUAUUAUUUUGGCUGUUUUACAAUAAAAGCUGUCAUCCCUAAGUUUGGUUAAACAACUUCUGUUUUUGAAAAGCAGGAGAUCAUCACUGAUCCUGUUUAUUGGCAUCUGAUGAUUCCUGUAAAACCUCAUGCUGCUCUUAUUCCCUGGAAACCAAUAGGUGGCACUCUACUACAGUGGUCUUCGAAAGAAAAGCUCCCCUUGGUGUAAAACUGACAUUUGAAUGUUUAUAUCCCCACUAAAGACCUUUGCGGUGAUAAAUUGAACCUGAAAUCAAGAUGGUUAAGUCAGAUGUGAAUCUUGUUUUUGAAAACACUCAAGUGAAAUUCUAGGAUCUAAUGGGCACAAAUUGCUUUAAUGCAUCCACGUGUGAGUGUAUAAUCCAUUCAUCAAAAAUACCAUAACUGUCUUUCCUUUUUUAUAUUAAUAUGUAAAUAAUAAGCUUUGACUAUAUUUUGGUUUUUGAUCGUAGCCACGGAAGCCUCAGUUUAAGAUGUUUGUCCACAGCAGAUGUGCUGCUCAGGGCUUUAUUAACUCAUUUUUAGUGGAGGUUUAUGCUUUUUUUCCAAGAUUUGUCAUGGUCUCUAAUACCCUCCUGUUUCUCUCACCUGAACCAUAAAAAUCUUAAUAGAUCGUCAUAGUUGGGCUUCGUUUCAAAACCUAAACACGUGAAGGAAUUACAGGUGUCCUUGGAAGGCUAUUUCAGUGAUUUUGCUAAGAUACAUAAUUCUUGCUGAGGUUACUGCAUAUUUUGUCAAAUCCAAACCCAGAAUUCAUCUCAGUGGACUAAAAAGAAAAAAACGGAAUAAAAAUGGUGGAUGAGUCAAGCGAAAUGUUGAUUAUAAAGUUAAAGUCGUGAUGAACCUGAAGUAUCGACAGAUUUUUUUAUUUCGUAUUGUGAUGUACACUCGACUGUAACAGAUUUUUGAUUAAAAAAAAAAAUUGCAAUCAAAAAUGGAGGCAAAUAAAUGAGAGCCUGUUUAAGCAGACUGAAUGAUUGGAAAAGUCUGUUUUACCGUAAGUUUGAGUUCUAUUUUGAUUAAAAAUGUUGUGGUU